Molecule: messenger RNA, 1738 nt
Organism: Salvia miltiorrhiza (redroot sage)
Lineage: Eukaryota; Viridiplantae; Streptophyta; Magnoliopsida; Lamiales; Lamiaceae
Exons: 4
Coding region: 81-1295 (404 amino acids)
Source: RefSeq, a predicted model, not a curated record
GUGGAUCUUGUGCUGCAAUAGGCAGAAAUAUAUGCUGAAAAAUAUAGUUGUGACUUACAAAUACCCAUUUUCUGUUUUAGAUGGCUGGAAGAAUACGUCCUUGUGAUAAAGACAUAUUUUUCUUGGUACUACAACACAUUUUGCUUCAUCAUAUUGCACAAAUUGGUAUUGUCAUUGCAUAUAUAGCUGAGGCUGAAUCAAGGAAAAGAAAACGUGGGACUGCAGUACCUAAAUAUGGCAUGAUUUGUAGGAUGCCUGACCAAAUAAAACAUCUAGAUCGAAUGAUAGGUUACACGGACAUUGAUUGUAUUUCUAACUUACGUAUGGACCGUAGUACCUUUGGGAGACUAUGUCAAAUCUUGAGGGUAAGAGGGGGUUUAGUUAAUGGUAAUUAUGUUACAGUAGAGGAACAGGUUGCCAUAUUUUUGUCUAUGUUGGCCCAUCAUAAAAAAAAUAGGGUAGUGAGAUUUGAUUUUUGGAGGUCUGGGCAAACAAUAUCGCAUUAUAUCCACGCGGUAUUAGAAGCAAUUAUUAGAUUACAUGAUAUCUUCUUGGUUAAGCCCGAGGCUGUCACAGAUGAAUGCACGGACACGCGAUGGAAAUGGUUCAAGGGGUGUCUAGGCGCAUUAGACGGGACCUAUAUCAACGUAACAGUGAGCAAUAGUGACAAACCUCGAUAUAGGACAAGGAAGGGGCAGAUCUCUACGAAUGUCUUAGGCGUUUGUGAUCAGAACUUGAACUUUGUUUACGUCCUUUCCGGGUGGAAAGGUUCAGCCAACGAUUGUAGGAUCUUGCGAGACGCAUUGAACAUACCACACGGAUUAAAAGUUCCCAAGGGAAAAUACUAUUUGUAUGACAAUGGUUACGCAAAUAGCGAGGGUUUUCUAACACCUUUUAAAGGUGUUCGAUACCACCUCAGAGAGUGGGGUCCUAAUUCUGCUCGACCUCAAAACAAAGAGGAACUUUUUAACCUGAGACAUGCUAAGGCACGUAAUGUGAUUGAGAGGGCUUUCGGGAUAAUGAAGAUGAGAUGGGGGAUACUAAGAUCUACAACAUUUUAUCCGAUAAAGGUCCAAAAUAGGCUAAUAAUGGCAACAUUUUUAAUUAACAACUUUAUCCGCAAACAAAUGGCUGUCGACCCAAUUGAAGAGCAAUACGAUUCGAUGGUUCAAGAUGGUGAUGUGGAGGUUGAACCUCCUAACUUUAUUGAUAAUGUCGAGACUUCUCCCCAUUGGAACACAGCUAGAGAUACUUUGGCGAAAGGAAUGUGGCAGCAGUAUAUUACUUCUGCCUAAAAUAUGUCUCCCUACAACAGAUUUCAUGAAUGGAGGCCAUGUCUGAAGUUUCACAUACCACCCCCUUUUGUAGUUGCGGUCACGGAGCAAUGAAACUGAAGUGCGCUGGUCCCGGAGCAAAUUUUCCGGGUCGAUAUUACUACAAAUGUCCACUAAAAGGCAAUCACCCCAAUGGAUUCUAUUGGUACGAUGAGUAUCACGGUACGUGUUCAAGGAGGUCAGCCUCUUCCACCAAUUCUCCAAUUCAGAACUAUCAACCACGAGCGCAUUCUCAAUUCAUGCCACCUGCUGUCUUUGAUACGGCUCAAGAUAUAGUUCAUUGGAGCGUUGGCCUGCAUUCUCCACUUGGAUAUCUUGAACUUAUAACCUUGAUCCUGUUUUUGGCCAUCGUGUUAGUUGUUGUUGGAAUUGUGAUGGGCAAAUUUAUGUAAGGGGAUGGUUCA